This is a messenger RNA of Daphnia magna, 1287 nucleotides long. RefSeq lists its product as uncharacterized. The transcript has 4 exons. Bases 1 to 1287 code for a protein of 428 amino acids. The record is from RefSeq and is a predicted model, not a curated record. Lineage: Eukaryota; Metazoa; Arthropoda; Branchiopoda; Diplostraca; Daphniidae.
AUGGCUGCCAAGUGGCUCAAUAGUGUAGAUGUCGAUUUUGGGGUUCAAUUCCCGAGAUUGAGUAUGCGUGCGGUACAUGGGUUCGUGCGUAGUUUGAAGGUUGAGCCACAGGAUCUCUUAGGCCUAGUUGCUGGAUACACCUCAAAUUUUUUGUCCCAACACAGUGGUAUCGUCAGGACGGAAUUGGAAGGGAAAGAAGUUAAUGUAGUCAUCAGGGACAGUAAUAUUCCGGAGAAAUUUGUCAGAAUUGCAGGGAUUCCACAGAAUCUAGACUUGGGAGUAGUAAAGACACGUCUGAAGGAAUUUGGAACCAUAAUUGAUGCUCGUUGGGAACGCUAUCGGGUGGCAGAGGAUGACGUUUUAUACCCUGUCCUUGCCACUUGGAUGAUAGUACGAAUGACGUUGACUAAGAAUAUUCCCUCAUACAUUACUAUUGGCAGCUAUCGUGCCAUGGUAAACUAUGAGGGACAAAAACCUACUUGCAGACUGUGUGACGACGAAACCCAUUUUAGCUACAACUGCCCAACUUUGAGACGUAAUAAGGAACCUAUCAUUGUCCAAAAGCCCAGUAAUAAAAUGACUAAAAAGACAGAGACAGUCCCGGAAAAACCCGUCACUCUACCCUUAGAUGUAGACCCCAUGGUUUCUAAGGCCCUUCUUGAGUGUGGAUUACAAAGUUCACUCUCAGGGGGGACUCCCAACUUAGAAAUUUCUCCCACCGAACAACCCGUUAAAUCCACAGACGACCCACCACGACAGACUCCGCCCGCUCAAAUGAUAAUCCCUGAAACACAACCUGAUGACUCGGAACCUAUGACAAUUUCCAUGGAACCAGUGGAACCCAAUUUGGGGGAAGUUGAGUCCAUGGAAACUGACAAAACAAGUGACCACCUGAAAGUUCCCACUAAACUAAAAAUCGCAUCUAUCAACAUUGGAGGGAUUAGGUCAGUCGAGCGACGUCAAAUUCUUUUUAACUUCUGCAGGGACGGUAACCUAGAUAUCGUGGGACUUCAAGAGGUAGCAUUUCAUUCUUGUCCAAUUAUUGAAAGUCGCUACCGUUUGUUGGCAAAUGUCGGUCCCAACAAAAAUGGAACAGCCAUUCUCAUUAGACAUGGUCUGGACUAUUCUCGAUUACUUCUAGAACCCGACGGAAGGCUUAUAUCUAUUGACGUGAAAUGUUUCACGUUCAUUAAUAUCGAUGCUCCGUCAGGUAGUCACACGACAUCCAAGAGAAGGCAUGCUCCGACUCCUUCUCUUCCCAAAGUAAUAUUAUCAGCUAUGCUUUGA